Haemorhous mexicanus (house finch) is the source of this 2829-nucleotide messenger RNA. RefSeq names its product mas-related G-protein coupled receptor member H-like. Bases 803 to 1693 code for a protein of 296 amino acids. Gene Ontology annotation, molecular function: G protein-coupled receptor activity. The transcript is spliced from 2 exons. Gene Ontology annotation, cellular component: membrane. Gene Ontology annotation, biological process: G protein-coupled receptor signaling pathway. Lineage: Eukaryota; Metazoa; Chordata; Aves; Passeriformes; Fringillidae. The record is from RefSeq and is a predicted model, not a curated record.
ACAGAUUUUUUUAAAUUUUUUCCUGGGGGUACAGAACUACUUUUCUCUCUCUGUUAAAACGUGUUCAUGUCGAAAGUUGUAACGCUGAUCUCUGACCAUUGUGGGCAGUCACAGCCCGAAGCGCUGCACAGCCUCCGGGAAGGCGGGACGGAGGCGGAGCUGUGUUGGAAAAGGAGAAUGUGUCUGAAUGUGGGAGGUGGAUUACCGUGGGGACUGGUUUACCAAGAGGGGACAAAGCCUGAUACUAUUUUGGGCAGUGUGCCUCUGGACCUUAUUUUCUCCCGUGUUGUAGUUUAUUGAACUUUUUAAAAUUUUAACAAGUGAGGCGUCGUUUCCGACAAAAAAAGAAAAAGACCACUUGAUUUGUAGGGGGAAAAGAAAUAAAGAUCAGCAACACCGAGGCUGUGGAGCAAUGACGGAGCAAAAUUUGUAAAACCAUUUCUGACUGCCCAAUGACUGCACUGAGCCGUGGGAAACAACACCAGGACAGGGCACACGGAGAGAGCCAGCAGGAUGGGAAUGGGGAGCUCCUGGUGAUCUGGGCACUUUCUCCUUCGUGUCACUGACCAGCCAGGAGCCGCUUUAGGACAUGGAUCCCAAAAGAGCAAGAGGUACCAGGAAGCGCCACUGAUCUGCACAGACCCCUUUGCCUGCUGCUGCCCCACAGGGAACAGAACCCAUCCCACUGCAGGGUGCUGCUGAGGAGCCACAUGGUCCAUCCCUGGAUUCUCCAAGCACUGACUGCCCAUCCACUCUGACCACAGCCAGGGGACACAUCCCACUGCCUGCCCAGCGUCCAUCCAUGGAGGUGACCACCAUGUCCUCACGUCCUGACUCACACAAUGAAGGAGACGAUCUCUGUGAGACAGAUGUCACCAGCGUGGCCACACACAGUGUGACACUGCUCAUCUGCCUCUGUGGGGUGGCUGGGAACGGGGCUGUCAUCGGCCUCCUCAGCCUGAAAACCUAUAAUUCUGGCAUAUUCAAGCUGGCUGUUGCCGACUUCCUCUUCCUUCUCCUCACAGUCCUCUCCGCCCUCCUCUUCCUGGUGGAGGAUGUGUCCUGCUCUCCUGUCAUGCCCAUGCUGUACCUGCGUUUCCUUUUCCAGCUCUCACUGGUCUCCUACUACUGGGGGCUGUUCUGGCUCAGGCCUGCUGGCACUGUGCUCUAUAUGCACAAGAUCUUCCAGCGCUGCCGCUGGGACCUUACUGAGCGAAUGUGGUUGCUGGUGGGAAGUGUCCAGUCCUGGGCUUUCUUUGCUCUCUUCACUGUCAUUCCCUCGGUGAUAUUCCUGUGCCAUUCCCAAGAGCAGGAGUGCUGCCGUGUGCCUCUCAUCUCCAUGUACACCAUUAUCCUGCUCCUCUUGGCUGCUCCCGUGGUCAUUUCUGGCACAAUUGAUUUCAUUAAUGCCAAGAGGGGCUCCCAGGAGCAGCAGCCCAAGAGGCGUGACAUGGUUAUCCACCUGGCUACGCUGUUAACUCUCCUCCUCAGCCUCUGCCAUUUCCUGCAGCAGCUCGGCUACAUCGAUGUGCCCUCCCAGGCUGUUUUCCUGCUCCCCUGUACCAACAGCAGCAUCAAACCUUUCAUCUACUUCUUGGCAGGGAGCUCCUGGAAGGCCUUUUUCACAUUUAGGUACUGGAGGCACUCUACAGUGGGAUCCCUCCGGCUCUCCCUCCAGAGGAUCUUUGAGUAGCAGAAAGAAAAAACAGCCCACAGAAAUGCGUCCCCCAGGGACACAGGGAUGUAAGCCUAUGGAUGCCUUCCACUGCUCUGCUGAAGGUCCUCGGCCAGAGGCUGAGGGUUUCCCUUGAUAUUAAUCAGGAAUUCCUGAUUGAUAAAUAUCCACGGGAUCCCCUCCCUGCGGUGAUGCAAUCCUACAAGAGAAGGGAGCACGGGCAUUACCUUGGCUGAUUUUUGUGGGAUGCACUGCAGUGAGCACACUGGAGCAUGGCUUUCCUCCUCCCUCCUGCAUCCCCAUGACUCCAAGCAGUGCAGCUGGGCUCAGUGCUGUUCCCCAGCUCUAUUCCCCAUGGAAUGACCCUCAUGGCCUCAGCCCCAGGGAAUGAACUCCAUCUCCUUGGGCUCAGCAGAUGAGUUUCAUGGUGUUAUCAGGGAGCUCUGGCCUGCAAAGAAUGGGACACCUUAAUCCCUGGGGACACACCCAGCACGGGGUGGCAGUGAUUUCCCAAAUCCCUGUGGGGCUGGUGCCUCUGGAUGGCAGGAGAGGGGUUGGGAUCACACGGAGCAUCCUUCCCUUUCUGUCCAGCAGAGCCAGCCCUGCAUUCCCAGCUGAUGGGAAGGGACACCAGGUAGGGCUGCAGAGGUGGGGAGGGACAGCAACAUUCCCUUAUCCUUUCAGUGGGAAUUUGUCACAGGAUUUAAUUCCAAAAUUAAAUCCUUCUCAACAUCAAAGUGCAGGGUGGAUAGUGGACUCCACUGAUCUUCUGUGCCUGUACCAGAAAGUACAUGGAAUAUGGAAAUUCCCAUCACCAGAUGCUUGGACCAUUUAGUUGCCCAGAGAUUAGGGGGUUGUGCUGCUCUUCUGCAGAAUUGGGCCCCUCCAUCCUCUGGUUCCCCAGCAUCAAUGCCCAAGGAAGCCCUUGACCACCUCCAUCCUGAACCUGGCCACCCUCAGGAGGAGCUGCACAGCCACUCUGCACAGCAGCUUCAGCCACAGCCCAGCCUGUCCUGAUCUUUGUCAUUCUGUAACCACCCCUCAACCAGAUUUGGAUUCAUGGUUUUGGUUUCUUUUCACUGUGGUGGUUCCAGCCUCUGAAUUUGUUGAAUAAACAAUAUCCAGGCUUCACUGUAGAGCCUGUCCCUGUUGAA